Cavenderia fasciculata is the source of this 861-nucleotide messenger RNA. RefSeq lists its product as uncharacterized. The transcript has a single exon. Lineage: Eukaryota; Evosea; Eumycetozoa; Acytosteliales; Cavenderiaceae. Gene Ontology annotation, molecular function: protein binding. The record is from RefSeq and is a predicted model, not a curated record. Bases 1 to 861 code for a protein of 286 amino acids.
AUGAGUUUUAAACCAGCAGCAGGAUUAAAACCAGCAGCUCCAUUUGGAGCUAAACCACCAGGUGUAGCAGCACCAGCUGGUGGAGUACCACCACGUCCAGCUGUUCCACCACCAGGUGGUAUGGCUCCUAAACCAGCUGGUGCUGGUGCACCAGUCCCUGCUCCACGUCCAGUUGGAGCACCUGCACCUGCUGGUGGAUUCGCUCCCAAACCAGCUGGUGGACCAGCUCCAGCCCCACGUCCAGUUGGUGCACCUGCCCCUGCUAGUGGAUUUUCACCAAAGCCAGCGGCUCCAUCUUCUGGAUUAACUCCAAAACCAGCUGGUGGACCAGUACCAGCCCCACGUCCAACAGUUGGUGCACCAUCUCCAUCUGGACCAACACCAGCUCCACGUCCAGUCGGCGCACCAGCUCCAUCUGGACCACCAUCAACUGGACCAAGACCAGCACCAACAGGUAUGGCACCAAAACCAGCACCAACUGGCGGCGCACCAACCCCUGCUCCGCGUCCAGUCCCAGGAUCAUCUACACCACUUUCAAAACCAGCUCCUUCCUCUGCACCAACCCCUGCUGCUCGUCCAACCCCACCACCUGCAGCAGCAGCUGUCAAGAAACCAGUACAACAACAAGAUGAUGAUGAUGACGAUGGAUGGAGUGAUGAUGAAGAAAUCAAGGCACCAACUAUUAUUUGCACAUGUCGUGUUGUUAGAGACUAUAUUCCAGAAAACAACGAAACUCUUACACUUAUUUUGGAUGAUUUGGUUUAUGUUUUCAAAAAGCUAAACAAGGACUUUUGGGAAGGUGAGACCAAGGGUGUCUAUGGAAAAUUCCCAGCAAAAUUUGUCGAAGUUGUAAAAGAUUAA